AUGAGGAGUCAACGUGCGCCGCCCUUCAGAAAGCUGCAAGCACUUCUUUCAGUUUGCCUUAUCGGCUGUAUUGUGCAAGGAGGACGCUAUGCGAUAGCAGGAUGCCUGGUGCCGCCUCCAGUCUUCAAAGAGCAUGGAGUGUUGUAUGCUGCGCCUUAUGACUAUGAGGUCCGAGUGAAGUUGGGAUGUAUAAUGGGACGGUGCAUCGGCGAUGCGAUAAAAUCUGCUCAAGAAAUCCAAGCUCUGGAUGAAACUGCUGAGCUCCCGUCAAUGUUCAAUGCGAUAUCACCGGGUUGGUGGCUGAAGCAGCUCAAUUCCCGAGGUGUCCGUGUAGAAAGAUGUGCGUGGCAACAUCUCGAGUUCGAGACUAUCGAUCCUGAUUAUGUUGUCCAGGAGGGUGACCGAGCCCGACUGAUGAUCCAUGUCCAUGAGCGCGCGGCUCCGGACGUAGAAAUCCAGGUCUUGCAUGAGGAUCGCAAUUUCCUCGCCAUCUCUAAGCCUGCUGGCGUGGAUGUUUUCGCCAACCCAAGCUACGGCAGUGUUCGUCUAUCUGUGGUGGGCAUGCUUGAGGCCAUGGGAUACUCCAACCUAUAUCCUGCGACUCGGAGAAGCCUAGAAAAAUUCUAG
Symbiodinium pilosum is the source of this 627-nucleotide messenger RNA. The record is from the annotation of a GenBank genome assembly. Lineage: Eukaryota; Dinophyceae; Suessiales; Symbiodiniaceae.